Hypanus sabinus (Atlantic stingray) is the source of this 7188-nucleotide messenger RNA. It is a transcript of the gene gxylt2, whose product is annotated as glucoside xylosyltransferase 2. The transcript is spliced from 7 exons. The record is from RefSeq and is a predicted model, not a curated record. Gene Ontology annotation, molecular function: UDP-xylosyltransferase activity. NCBI's taxonomy places the organism in Eukaryota, Metazoa, Chordata, Chondrichthyes, Myliobatiformes, Dasyatidae. Bases 32 to 1417 code for a protein of 461 amino acids. Gene Ontology annotation, biological process: protein O-linked glycosylation via N-acetylgalactosamine.
UGUCAAAUCUGGAAUUAAUUUCACAUAAAAUAUGAAGAACGUUACUGCAACGGAGUGCACAGUAAAUGACGUGAGUGCGGGAGGGAGCGGAUCCUGUCAGCCCGUGCUGCGGAGUCACACAAUGAAACUUUACAACAAGAUCGCUAUAGUGGUCGGCUGUCUGGUAGGUGGCCGCCUGUUGUUCUACCUGUUGCUGAACAUGUUCCCUGCCCAGCCUCCGCCUCGGCAAGGCGACGACCGAGUUUGGCGGGUGGCGCACGAACUUCAGAGGCAACCAGUCACUCGCCACCCAGCCGCUUUUCGCUCGCCGUCUCGGCCGAUUUUCAACGAGCAGCCACGUCCCCUUCCAAAAAGGCGCAAAAAGCUAAUCCACGACAGGGUCCUUCAGGAGCCGAUAUUUCGCCUCCACAGGUGGAAAGGAGAAGAAUGGGUACACUUGGCAGUAGUGGCCUGUGGGGAUCGGCUUGAAGAGACAAUGACAAUGCUGAAGUCGGCUAUACUAUUCAGUAUCUACAAGAUAAAAUUCCACAUCUUUGCCGAAGAUGUGCUCCACCCACAGUUUGAAAGCAGCAUUAAAGCCUGGCCUUAUUUAUACAGAUCACACCUUGAAUACAACCUCUAUCCAAUCAACUUUUCAAUGGGAAAUCCUCAAGAAUGGAAAAAAUUAUUUAAGCCAUGUGCUGCACAACGCCUUUUUCUUCCAAUGAUCCUGAAAGACGUUGACUCUCUGCUGUAUGUUGACUCUGAUGUUCUCUUUCUGAGACCAGUUGAUGAUGUCUGGAAGUUCCUGAGAUUGUUCAAUUCCACACAACUUGCAGCAAUGGCCCUGGAGCAUGAAAUACCAAAGAUUGGAUGGUACAGUCGGUUUGCACGUCAUCCAUAUUAUGGAGCAGCCGGAGUCAAUUCAGGAGUCAUGCUGAUGAAUCUUACUCGAAUGAGAAGUCAGCUGUUUAAGAAUAGUAUGAUUCCUACUGGCUUGAGAUGGGAAGAAUUACUGUAUCCUUUAUACCAUAAAUAUAAAAAUGCUAUCACAUGGGGAGACCAGGAUUUAUUAAAUAUAAUAUUUCAUUAUAAUCCAGAAUACCUAUACGUAUUUCCUUGUCAGUGGAAUUAUCGACCAGAUCAUUGUAUGUACGGGAGCAACUGUAGAGGAGCAGAAGACCAAGGGGUUUCCAUUCUCCAUGGAAAUCGUGGAGUUUAUCAUAAUAAUAAACAGCCUGCCUUUAAAAUAAUGUAUGAGGCAAUACGCAAUUUUCCCUUUGAAGAAAAUUUAUUUCAGUCUCUGUAUUUCCCGCUUCAAAACAGUUUCCUGAACACAGUACACACUUUAUGUGGCAGACUUUCACAAGUAUUCUUGAAACAGCUUGAACAAGCUAUGAAAAAAGCAUAUGAGCUUCGUGUCAUUCAUAUAGGAUAACGAUCAAAGGCAGAAAAUAUUUUUAUAUAAAGAAGAGGAUAAAUACCUGCAGAUGCUGGAAAUCUGAAAUAAAAACGGAAAAUGCUGGAAAUAAUUGGUGGGUCAGGCAGUAUCAGUGGUAAGGAAAAUAAAAUCAAAAAUUCAAGCUUUUGAUCUUUCAUCAGUUCCAGCUGUUCUACUCUACUGUUACUUGAUGAGCCAAUGUUUCACCUAACUUCAUUGAAUGUUUCACAUAGAUUUUUCAAACAUUUUUCCUUUCAGUUAUCUAAUAUUUUGUACCUCGGAGAUGUCACCAUGCAUUUUGUCAUUUUCAAUUGAUUAAUCUUUAUUUUGUUUCAGAACAAUAUAGUACAUAUCUGCAUUUAUCCAGUCCACAUUUUUUUCUUUUAACAUGAUACAAGUUAUCAUGUUAUCCAAAUAAAUAAUUUUCCAGAGUAGUAUCCUUAUUUCCUCAUAUAAAAGCAUCCAGCAUGACCACAACAGGAGAGAAUUCUCACUUGGCCCAGGUGUACAGCCACCUUUGAAUUGGAUAUCUUUGUUCAGAACCAAACAUCAUUUUCAUCAUACAGUUCAAUCAUGCCCUUGAUGGCAUGGACAUACCUUGCCUGACUACUAUUAUUCUCAAGCGUUCAUAGAUUUCGACUAUGGGUACGUGUUUAGACCUUAUUCAGCAGAUAACAAUGUAAACCUUCCUGUAACUUUUGUGUAUUCCUUGAAUCAUCUGUAAUUUUACAAAAUAUAUGCAUGGUAUUUUCCCUGGCAUAAAUCCAUUACGGCUUUCUUCAUUGAACAUCACAGAACAUUGAACAGCACAGUACAGGCCCUUGAAUGAUGUUGAAUGAGCUUCCCUCCCAUAUUGUCUCCAUUUUUCUUUCUCUUAAAUGUUCCUAAUGUAUCCGCUUCUACCACCAACCUCAGCAGUGCAAUUCAAUCACCCACCAUCCUGAGUAAAAAAAGCUAACUCUGACAUACAGUCUUCCCUGUAGUUUCCUCCAGUAUUCUUAAAAUCAAGUCCUCUAGCAUUAGUCAUUCCACCCUGCAAUAAAAGCACUGGCUGUCCAUUCUAUCUGUGUCUUUUACUAACUUACAUAUCUUGAUCAAUUCACUUCUAAUCUUCUUUCACUCCAAAGAGAAAAUCCCUAGCUUGCUCACUCUUCAUAAGACAUGCUUUCUAAUCCAGGCAGCAUCCUGGUAAAUCUCUGUGCCCUCACUAAAGCUUCCAGAUCCUUCCUAUAAUGAAGGAAGCAGAACAGAACAAAAUACUCCACGUGUGCUCUACGUAGAGUUUUAUAGAACUGCAACAUUACCUCAGGCUCUUGUACUCAAUCUCCAAAUUAAUGAAGGCCAACACACAGUAUGUCUACUUAACCACAUUAUCAACUUGUGUGACAACUUUGAGAGGUCUGUGGAUGUGGAUCCCAAAAUCCUGCUGUUCCUCCAUACUCCUAAGAAUCCUGCCAUUCACCUUGUACUUUGCCUUCAAGUUUGAUCUUCUAAAGUGCAUCACUUCACUCUUUUCCGAAUUGAAUUCCAUCUGCCACUACUUAGCCCAGCUCUGCAUCCUAUCAAUAUUCUGUUGUAACCUACGAAAAACUUCUACACUAUCCACAACACCACCAACCUUCGUGUCAUCUGCAAACUUAACAACCGACCCUUCCGCUUCCUCAAUCAAGUUAUUCACAAAAAUCACAAAGAGCAGGGGACCCAGAACAGAUCCCUGUCGCCAACCUCUAAAAAGAAUAUGAUCCUCCUAUUACCACCCUCUGCCUUGUGUGGGCAAGCCAAUUCUGAAUCCACGCUUCCUAGAUUCCAUGGAUCCCAUGUCUACUGACUUUCUGAAUGUUACUCUGCAUUUUGAGAAGGUUAGGAGGCAGCAGAAAGGAAACUAUAGACCUGUUAGCCUGACAUCAGAGGUCGGGAAGUUGUUGUAAUCAGUUGUUAGAGAUGAGAUUAUGGAAUACCUGAAGGCACAUGACAAGUUAGUCCAAAACCAGCAUGGUUUCCUGAAAGGAAAAUCCUGCCUGACUAACCUACUGCAAUUUUUUGAGAAAAUUGCAAGCAGGGUAGAUUGAAUUGAAUUGAAUUUCAGUUUAUUGUCAUUUAGACACCACAACUGCAAUGCAGUUAAAAAAUGAAAUAAUGUUCCUCCAGAAUGAUAUCAUAAAAGCACAUGACAAAACAGACUGCACCAGAAAACCCACAUAACGUUUGGCAAUCCCCAAAUCCAGAGUCCAGAGAGGCUGUUGAGUAUUAAUACCAUCUUAACGUAUUCCCCGGAAAGGAGCUCCAAUCCCACCCGACAAAACAAGACUACCCAGACACAGCAAGUCAGGAGACCAACUCGACCACCCAACAAACCAAAAGCUAAGUUACAAGACAAAGGAGAUGCAGUAGAUGUGGUGCACUUGGAUUUUCAGAAGGCCUUUGACAAGGUGCCGCACAUGAAGCUGCUUAGCCAGAUAAGAGCCCAUGGAAUUACAGGGGAGUUACUAGCAUGGGUGGAGCAUUGGCCGAUUGGCAGAAAACAGAGAGUGGGAAUGAAGGGAUCCUGUUCUGGCUGGCUGCUGGUUACCAGUGGAAUUCUACAGGGUUUGGUGUCGGGACCACUACUUUUUAUGACAUAUGUCAAUGAAUUGGACUAUGGACUUAGUGGAUUUAUGGCUAAAUUUGCCGAUGAUACAAAGAUAGGAGAAGGAGCAGGUAGCGUUGAGGAAACAGAGAGCCUGCAGAGAGACUUGGAUAGUUUAGAGGAAUGGGCAAAGAAGUGGCAAAUGAAAUACAAUGAUGGAAAGUGUAUGGUCAUGCACUUUGGUGGAAGAAAUAAAUGGGCAGACUGUUAUUUAGAUGGGGAGAGAAUUCAAAAUGCAGAGAUGCAUAGGGACUUGGGAGUCCUCGUGCAAGAUACCCCAAAGGUUAAGCUCCGGGUUGAGUGGGUGAUGACGAAGGGGAAUGCAAAUUUGGUAUUCAUUUCUAGAAUAUAAGAGCAGGGAUGUGAUGUUGAGGCUCUAUAAGGCACUUGUGAGGCCACACUUGGAGUAUUGUGUGCAGUUUUGGGCUCCUUAUUUUAGAAAAGAUAUACUGAUAUUGGAGAAGGUUCAGAUGAAGUUUUAGGAGAAUGAUUCCAGGAAUGAAAAGGUUACCAUAUGAGGAAUGUCUGGCAGCUCUUGGGCUGUAUUUCCUGGAGUUCAGGAGAAUGAGGGGGGAAUCUCAUCGAAACAUUCUGAAUGUUAAAAGGCCUGAACAGACUAGGUAUGGCAAAGCUAUUUCUCAUGGUUGGGGAGUCUAGGACAAGAGGGCACAACUUCAAGAUUGAAGGAUGUCCAUUUAGAACUGAGAUGCGGAGGAAUUACUUUAGUCGGAGGGUGGUAAAUCUGUGGAAUUUUUUGCCACAAGCAGCAGUGGAGGCCAAGUCAUUGGGUGCAUUUAAGGCAGAGAUAGAUAGGUUCUUGAUUAGCCAGGACAUCAAAGGGUAUGGGGAGAAGGCAGGGGAGUGGGGAUGACCAGAAGAAUUGGAUCAGCCCAUGAUUGAAUGGCAAAGAAGACUUGAUGGGCCAAAUGGCCUUCUGCUCCUAUAUCUUAUGGUCUUAUGGAGUCUAUGAAGGGGAACCUUGUCAAAUGUCUUAAUAAAAUCCAUAUACAUCACAGCCCCUGCUCUUCAUUGAAUUGUUUUGUCACUACAUUGAAGAAUUCAUUCAGGCUCAUGAGUCACAUCCUGCCCUCACAAAGCCAAGCUGACUAAAAUUAAUCAGACUAUGCUUCUCCAGAUGCUUGUAAGUACUGUCUCUAAGAACCAUCUUCAAUAAUUUGCUCACCUCUGAAGUAAGAUUCACUGGUCUCUGAAUCCCAGGAUUAUUCCUACUCCUUUUCUUGAACAAAGGAAUAACAUUUGCCACCUUCUGGUAUUACUCCUGUGGCAUGUGACAAUGCAAAGUUCAUCACCAAAAAAAAGUACAGCAAUCUCUUCAUUCACUUCCCAUAGUAACCUGAAGUAUAUGCUGUCCAGCCAAGGAGACUUGUCUAUCCUAAUGUUUUUCAAAAGUGCCAAACCAUCCUCUUUCAUAACAUUGAUAUGUUCUGGCAUAUUAACCUGUUGUAUACUGUCCUCACAUUCGUCAAGGUCCCUAUCUUUGGUGAAUACUGAAGCAAAGUAUUGAUUAAGGACCUUCCCUACCUCCUCUGACUCCAGGCACAUUUCCCUGACCCAUGCUUCCUUCUUCACUGUAAUUAAUUCUCACAUUUUCAGUCUGAAUCCUAUCAGAUUUUUGUUUGAUAGUUACUGAUGGAAUCUUGCUGCAGGAUUCAGUUCAAGUUUAUUGUCAUUUCAGUUGUACACAUGUAUACCACCAAAUGAAACAACAUUCCUCUAGACCAAGGCGCGCAACACAGUACAUAUAACUCACAGACAUAAUGCAUAAAUAUUACCACAAAUAAGCAGGUGCAUUUUACCACACAGGACUCAGCACUGACACUUAAUUGUUUAUUAGCUUAUUAUUGGCACAUAUACCAAAGUACAAUGAAAACUAGGAAUUGCACACUGAUCAUACAUGUUAAUUGAUUACAACGGUGUACUGAGGUUGCGCAUGGUAAUAAUGGUAACAGAGUGUAGAAUAAAAUGUUCCGGUACAGGGUAAGUACAGUGCAAGUAGACAGGUGCAGGGUCAUAAUAAAGUUGAUUGAGAGGUCACACGACCAUCUUAUCGUAUUAAGGAGUCUUCAGUGGCCAUAUUAACAGUACCAUAGAAGUGGUCCUUGAGCCUGAUGGUAUCUGCUCUCAGGAUUUUGUGUCUUCAGCUUGAUGGGAGGGCAUGAAGGGACAAUGUGCAAAGGGUCUUAGAUUAUGUUGGCUGCUUUACCAAGGAAGCAAGGAGUAAUUAGGCAUUUCUCUGAUAUAAAUAUUGAAUUAAAAAAUUAAUUAGUUUUAUUUCUUGCACAUUGAUAUCUUUUCUCAAGACUUUAUAAAUUUAAUCAUAGCCUGUGUGUGGCAUCUGACCAUGAGUCCUGACAAAAGAUUGCAAGGACGGCUGAGAGGAACAUCGGGGUCUCUCUUCCAUCCAUGAAAGAUACUUUAUCUGGAGCGCUACUUACGUAGGGCCCUUAGCAUUGUCGAUGAUCCCUCCCAUUCAUCCAAUAAUUCCUUUGACCCCCUACCAUCAGGCAGGAGGUUCCGUAGAAUUAGGGAAAGAACUCUUACGAUGGGGAACAGCUUCUUCCCUCAGGCUGCAUGACUGCUGAACUCCCUGCAAUCACCCAAGUCUCGUCACAUUCGAAGCUCCGGUAGCAUUAUACUGUUUCUGUUUUAACUUGUGUCAUAUGUACACCACAUUAUUUGUUAAUCUAUUUGUGGUAAUAUUACUUAAUGUGUUAUGUAUGUGAGUUGUCUGUGGUCCAGAGGAACGUUUUUUAAUUUGGCAGUAUACAUUAAUGCAGUUGAAUGACAAUAAAAUGAACUGAAACUUGAACUCCUACAGUGUUUCUUCCAACUUGAUUUUACUUGAUAUCAUUAACCAAGUCUGGAUUUCAUGCAGCACUAACUGAUUCUGCUUUUCUAAUAUUAAGAAAAUGGACUAUUUUAAGCCUUCUGCUUUGGUGCCACUGACAUGAUUAGGUAGUAAUAGAAGAAAUUGUAGAUCUUCUGAAAGGUCAAUGCAAUAAAAGUGAAUUAUUCCCAGAGCAACUGUAUUCGAAAUGCAAGUUAUCUUUUGUAAUGUGAUACAUAAUCUACAAUAUUUAUGCAUUUGUUUUAAAUAAAAGGUAUUAUUUCAUUUAUAAAA